Synchytrium microbalum is the source of this 2058-nucleotide messenger RNA. RefSeq names its product 1,4-alpha-glucan branching enzyme (gene GLC3). The transcript has 14 exons. Gene Ontology annotation, molecular function: 1,4-alpha-glucan branching enzyme activity; hydrolase activity, hydrolyzing O-glycosyl compounds; cation binding. Lineage: Eukaryota; Fungi; Chytridiomycota; Chytridiomycetes; Synchytriales; Synchytriaceae. The record is from RefSeq and is a predicted model, not a curated record. Bases 1 to 2058 code for a protein of 685 amino acids. Gene Ontology annotation, biological process: glycogen biosynthetic process. Gene Ontology annotation, cellular component: cytoplasm.
AUGACGGCGGAUAUUGAGAAUCCGAUUCCUUUAAGUGUCCAACCAUUGUUGGAUUUGGAUCCAUAUUUGGCACAAUCUAAGGGCGCUCUCGAGAACAGGCAGAAGCUGGCACGAGAUUGGUACUCAAAAAUCAUAAAAACGGAAGGAAGUGUCGAUGCUUUUACCAGAUCAUACGAGAAACUAGGGUUGAAUGUCGUCAAGGGUGGCAUUCAGUACCGUGAAUGGGCUCCCGGUGUCUUGUAUGCUGCUCUCAUUGGUGAAUUCAACAAUUGGGAUAGAUCAGCCAACCCAAUGAAGAGAGACGAGUUUGGUACUUGGGAGCUAUUUCUACCAAACAAGCCUGACGGAUCGCCAGCUAUACCUCACAACUCCAAAAUCAAGAUUACAAUGUCAACGCCAUCAGGAGAACAAAUAGAUCGUAUACCUGCUUAUAUCAAAAGGGCAACACAAGAUCUAUCAAAGAGUCCUGUUUACGAUGCAGUGUUUUGGAAUCCUCCUACUCCUUAUGUUUUCAAGAACAAAUCACCGCCAAAGCCACAAAAUCCAAGGAUUUAUGAAGCUCACGUUGGAAUUGCUUCACCUGAAGGUCGUGUAGCAACGUAUAAAGAAUUCACCAAAAAUGUACUACCCAGAAUCAAAGACCUCGGAUACGAUACUGUUCAAAUGAUGGCUAUAAUGGAACACCCAUAUUACGCCAGUUUUGGAUAUCAAAUUAGCAGUUUCUAUGCCCCUUCAAGUCGAUAUGGAACACCUGAAGACCUCAAAGAAUUGAUUGAUACCGCUCAUGGAUUGGGGCUGACUGUCUUGUUGGAUGUCGUUCACUCUCAUGCUGCCAACAAUGUGUUGGACGGUUUGAACAACUUUGAUGGAACAACACAUCAAUAUUUCCAUGAUGGGAUUAGAGGGAAACAUGAGUUGUGGGAUAGUCGGCUUUUCAAUUACGGACACUACGAAGUCAUGCGAUUCCUGCUCUCCAAUCUGAGAUAUUGGAUUCGAGAGUAUGGUUUUGACGGGUUUCGAUUUGAUGGUGUGACAUCCAUGAUAUAUCUGCAUCAUGGCAUUCGAGCUGCAUUUUCGGGAAACUACGAUGAAUACUUUGGUGCCUCUGUUGAUUUAGAAGCUGUUACAUAUUUGAUUCUGGCCAAUGCUAUCAUGAAACAAUUGCAUCCACACAUUAUAACCAUCGCUGAAGAUGUGUCAGGUAUGCCAACAAUGUGUCGACCAAUUUCAGAAGGUGGAAUGGGUUUUGAUUUCCGUCUUGCAAUGGCUAUACCUGACAUGUGGAUCAAGCUGUUGAAGGAAGUUCAGGAUGAAAAUUGGAAUAUGGGAAACAUAUGCCACACCCUCACAAAUCGAAGAUGGAAGGAGCCUACCAUUGCAUAUUGCGAAAGUCACGAUCAAGCUCUUGUUGGAGACAAGACUAUUGCCUUUUGGCUCAUGGACAAGGAGAUGUAUGAUUUCAUGUCUGAUAUUAGUCCUCGGACACCCAUUAUUGAUCGUGGAUUGGCACUGCACAAGAUGAUUCGACUCAUUACAUAUGGACUGGGUGGUGAGGGCUAUCUCAACUUUCUUGGUAAUGAAUUCGGACAUCCUGAAUGGUUGGAUUUCCCUAGAGCUGGUAACAACAACAGCUUCCAUUACGCACGUCGACAAUUCAACUUGACCGAAGACAAACUAUUACGAUACAAGUUCCUCAACGCCUUUGAUAAAGCUAUGCAUGCUCUGGAAACCAAAACUCAAUGGUUGGCGGAUACGCAGGCAAGUUCGUAUGUCAGUCUCCAACACGAAGGAGACAAAAUCAUUGUUUUCGAACGAGGCGGUCUGAUCUUUGUCUUCAACUUCCAUCCCACUGAGUCCUAUACCGAGUAUAGAGUUGGAGCAGGCGAACCCGGAAAGUACAAGGUCGUGUUGAACACUGAUUCAAAAGAAUUUUGUGGUCAUGGAAGGUUAGAUGAAUCGGUGUUCCAUUUCACCACACCAGAGCCGUGGUGUGCGCGUCCAAACUACUUGCAGCUCUAUAUACCUAGCAGAUCAGCUUUUGUUUUGGCUCGUUCGUAA